UAAGGCUGAACACCAAAGACCAUCAGGGUUGUUACAACCUUUGGAGAUACUGAAAUGGAAGUGGGAUCACAUCUCUAUGGAUUUUGUGAAUCUAAAGGGAAUAAUGCAGUGUGGGUAAUUGUUGAUAGACUCACUAAAUCAGCUCAUUUUUUACCUAUCAAGUUGACUACUCUGCUUGAUAAACUAGCACAAUUGUACACGAAUGAAAUUGUCUGAUUGCAUGGAGUUUCAGUGAGUAUUGUGUCAGAUAGAGAUUCUAGAUUUGUCUCUAAGUUUUGGGUAAGCUUACAGCGAGCUAUGGGGAUAAAUUUAAAAUUGAGUACAGCCUUUCACCUUCAGACAGAUGGGCAAACAGAGAGAACAAAUCAGAUUUUAGAAGAUAUGCUUCGAGCAUGUGUGAUUGAUUUAAAAGGUAGUUGGGAUGAUUACUUACCUUUAGCAGAGUUCACAUAUAAUAACAGUUACCAAUCUAGCAUUGGGAUGGCUCCUUUUGAGGCCUUGUAUGGUAGAAAGUGUAGAUCCCCUUUAUGUUGGGAUGAUGUUGGGGAAAGAAAACUUCUAGGACCAGAAAUGGUGCAACUGAUUGUAGAAAAGAUUAAGGUGAUUAAGGAGAGUCUUAAAGCAGCACAAGAUGAUCAAAAGAGUUGGGUAGAUAAAAAGAUAAGGGAGUUGGAAUUUCAACAAGGGGAUUUUGUUUUUUUAAAGGUGUCACCCACAAAAGGUGUUAUGCGGUUUGGGAAGCGAGGAAAGCUAAGCCCACGUUAUAUAGGUCCAUUUGAAAUUCUUGAUAAGGUGGAAAAAGUUACAUAUAGGAUAGCCUUACCACCUCAGCUAUCUGGUGUGCACAAUGUUUUUCAUGUGUCCAUGUUGAGAAAGUAUGUCUCUGACCCAAGUCACGUGGUAGAGUAUGAACCUUUAGAAGUUCAAGAAGAUUUAACAUACUUGGAAUAUCCUAUUCAAAUAAUUGAUCGAAAAGAGCAAGUCUUAAGGCAUAGAACUAUUACCUUUAUAAAAGUCUAAUAGAGCAAUCGUACACAAAGAGAAGCAACUUGGGAAAUAGAAGAUGAUAUGAAGAAACAACAUCUUCAAUUAUUCAAAAAUGAAGGGACGUCAAGCAUUAAAGGUGGGGAGAUUGUAAUGCCCCCAAUCCUACAUCAGGAUGAUGUGUGGAUAAGGAAUGAUAUAUAUUUUGUGGAGACCCGCACCCAACCUGUGAGGACCAAGAUCACACCAGACCAUCAUGUAGCACUUAAUGACUCUCACGACUGCGGACUGGUGAUUGCUCUGAUACCAUUUGUGGAGACCCGUACCCAAGCUGCGAGAUUGGUGACCGCUCUGAUACCAUUUGUGGAGACCCGCACCCAACCUGCGAGGUCUAUCGUAAUGAUAAAUGGCUCAUCUCGCUGUGACCUUCUCUUGAAUUCUCAAAACUUCUAUCACUCGAUCCCCGUAGGGACAGAGAACCCCUUGCCAUCUCGAUUAUGCUACCAGAGGCUCUGGGGAAGUCGAAAUAGGAGAGCACUUAUCUUGGGGUGGGAUUCGCGGGUUCACCAAUCAUUGAAGGUUCUAGAACCGCUAAGCCUACGGUAA
This is a messenger RNA of Durio zibethinus, 1590 nucleotides long. The record is from RefSeq and is a predicted model, not a curated record. Lineage: Eukaryota; Viridiplantae; Streptophyta; Magnoliopsida; Malvales; Malvaceae.